GCUAUGUUCGAGUCGCAUCACGAGCUGAGGCCGGAGGAGCAAGCGGCACCUUUGUCACGUGAAGCUUGCCGGGUUGAAGGCAGCAAGGUGGAAGUGGCCACGAUGACAGAGCAUGUUCCUGAGCCUGAGGUAGCGAACUGCCCCGGCCCUGGCGACUGUGGCUACAGGGAAGGCUGGCUUACAGACGAUCCAGAGCGUGACUUGGUUGAAACGAAGGGGACAACGCUGGUUUUCCUCCCGAGUAGGAGGCACGACGUGCAAGCUGAGAUGCACGGAUGUGAGUUCGAAGAGGUUGAGUCCUCCAGCCUGAACCCGGGAUUCGAGCAGGAAGUGACACAGCCACUGCUGAUUCGGAGCACUGGAAGUGCAAUGCCUGUAUCAAACAUCAUUGACGGCGUUGGCAAUGUAACGCUGUACAUCACCGAUGGCAUCGAGAAUCAAGCACAACAUGGGUUCACUCAAGGUGAGGAGAUACGAGCAAGAGAUUUCGUGCAACGCCUGGACAGCAACAAGUCGAUCCCAUAUGCUUUCAGACAAUGUCAUCUCAGUCCAAGCUGUGAUGAAGACGUAGCAAGCACGGUUGGCAUCCCAAAGUUCCUGAGCGAGACUGCGCGAGAGCUCUUCCUGGCGAUCGGCAUCUCCCCAGGCUCCUUUCCCUUACACAGCCACGAUCGGACGUGGGCAUUGCUACUCGCCGGAAGCAAGGAGUGGCUCGCCAUGCCACCAGGAGACCUUGCAGCCUUCACAAGCAGCCGGACGCAUCAGUUGGAAGAGAUGGACGCAAGCGGGAUUAGCGUCGCUGGACAUGCAUCCCGAGCCGGUCACACUGCACUGCUUGCAGCAUUUCGGGAAAGAGGCGCAAAUUUGCACUCUCAAGAUGCGAAUGGGUGGACACUGGCACAUCAUGCAGCGAAGCUUGGCCAUGUUGCCGUGAUACAGUGGUUAGCUGAGAACGGCUUCAGCAUGAGUGGAAAGAACAAGAUGUCUUGGGGCCCUUUGCACACUGCGGCGAAAGCUGGACACCAGGGAGUGAUCGAAGCACUUCUGCGAGCUCGAUCAAUGGUGGAACCAGACAAGGCAGCCCCCGACCAAAAUGUUAAGUCCGUAGCGCACACGCAGUUGCUUCGAAUGCUUUUAUGCCCAAGAUUUGACCAGGAAGGCAGAACGCCUGCGCAAAUUGCCGCGGCCCACGGGCACAUCUCUGCUGCGAGCAUCUUGCAAUCCGGGCAUCCGAGAGCCAGUGCGAUCCUGUGGCAGGUGGCUACUGCUUUCGCCCUAGUCGUGGCCGUCAUGAUUUGGAGGUUGUUUGGGCAGUUUGCGUUCCGGCAAAAGAAUUACGUGCCAGCCAAACGACCGGAGAUCCUAGCAUUCCUCGCCAGCCUCGCUGGCGGCGAGGCGUCUGCGACCGGGACGAUUUUGGCGUGUGUCUCCCCACCGAUUGCCAACACCGCUGAGCUCGCAGAGUGCAGGCAAAGCGACCGCAAAGGAGGUCAAGGACGCUUGGAUGAUCUGUUGGCAGCCGCCGAGGCCGCAACACCAAAGUCUUGUCUGUCCGGGAUGCCGAUUGAUCCGCAGGCCGUGGCACCCAGCCUCGAGAAUGCAGCGCUUCCGUCAAGUCCGGUCCCACCGCAAAGCACGAAAGAGGAAGCAGGCUUCCUGGAGGCAGAGAUGUCGAGUCCAACGGCGCAGGAAGAACAUGGAGAAGGACUUAUCUCUGAGAACUUUGCAGAGAUGAAGCGGGCCGUUGCCCUACCAACGAGCCCCGGCUGCGAUCCGAGCCAUGCCAACAGUCCGGAGUUGGAGCCUCACGUUCUUCCUGCACAAGCGAAGGAGGAGCACUGGCCUCGACCCUGGCUUUCUCAUGCAAACCUCACACUGAGCACAGCCGCCAACGGGGAAGUUUCAUUCUGUGUGACGUCUGCUGUGGAAGAUGCGCGAUGCCCCGUCGUGGACGGCAUUCAGGCUGAUGAGGUUUACUAUGAGAGGGCUAGCCCGUCGCUUGGCUAUCUGUGGAUGAGUGAUCUGAAUCCUGCGAAUGGCCUGCGCCAAUGCACCCACAAAGGAAAUGAGGUGGGCAAGAAAGCUGACGCUGGGCGUGAACGGACACUGCAGCCGCGGCACUCCCAUGUGGCCCAAUCGGCCCUUCAGCAGCCAGGCUGCGUAGGACAAGGGCAGCAAUGGCGAACAGCAGACAAGCCGCCAGGCAGGAAUCCGACUCACAGCGCGCGCGCGGCCGGCAUCUUUGGAGAGGCCCAUCGCGAAAACCGCGAGGACGCCGAGAUCUGCGUCACUGCCGGAGAAAAUGAGAAGGCUGGCAAGAAGCGCACCGGCGAAUCAAGCAUCUCCAGAGCAACGACACCUGUCCUUGACUUGACACACGCAGCAAAAGCGGGCGACUACGAAGCCACCCAGCUGCCCCGGCUGUCGGCCGACUGCUGUGCAGCACUCAUGCUGCGUCAUGCAGCAGUUCGGAGCCAGUGGAGGAAGUUGGCCCUAGCCAUGAUAAUUACUUCGAUGAACAUUCUCUGCAAGUACGGAGCUUGUAAAGGCGUAGGGAAAGUACUUAAGCUAGCCGGUGCGAUGGCAGAGACGUCGCAGACAAAUGAAGCCACGGAUGGCCCCGCUUUGGAUGGCUAUAUGCAGCAGCACCAGAUCCAGCCAUUCGUGCAGGAGAUGCUGACAGAGCUCUUUGCCGCCCUGCCAGAAGAUCCGUACGAAUACAUGACAUACCACCUGGCAUCUCGUCGCCCUGUUCGACCUCCGCAGGACCAGAAGCUUAUCAGCAGCGGGGUCUUGUGGGCUUUGCUGCCUGGAGGUGACCCAAUGUCUCUAGAGCAGUGGCGGCUGCGGAGCUGCUGGUUGACAGAGAAAGGCAUCUUGUGCGUCAGCAACUCCGCCGCGGAUGUCGUGCGUGAUGACGCUGGUGGUGUCGUGAUCUCACCGCCCGAAGAUCCCGCACCUCAGGAGUAUCCCCUCGAGAAAGGGGCCACGCACAGGGAGCUGGAUGAGGCGGAGGCAGCUCGACCCUUCGCCUUCCAGGUGGCGGUGAAGCCCGGACCCUUGGCCCACAGAGCCGACAAGGAACAAGAUGGCGGUCGCUGGGUGCUGCAACUGGCAGCCAGCUCCGAGGAUCAGCGCAACGAGUGGUUCAGCUUGUUUGGCAGUUGCACGACGCUGGUGCGUCGCCGGCGCAGAGGGUUGCAAAGGGCUGUGCUGCAAAAUGACGGAGGCCUGCCAUCGUUUGAUGUGGUAAUGAAGCGUUUGCGACAAGCCGUGAUCCGACUGUCUUCUGCCGACUGCAGUCGGGUCACCUCUGCCUCGUCAUCGCCAAGACGAUGCAUCAGCGUGGAGGUGCGAGCCAAAGACUGUGUUUGGGCGUAUCGUGGGGUGCGUCGACAAGUUGAAGCUCCACACUUGUAUUUCGGGCAUGUGCCCCGAUCUACGUUCGAGUCCCAUGGAUGCAGCAGAAGCACCAGAAGCUUUGGCGGCUAA
This is a messenger RNA of Symbiodinium necroappetens, 3492 nucleotides long. The record is from the annotation of a GenBank genome assembly. NCBI's taxonomy places the organism in Eukaryota, Dinophyceae, Suessiales, Symbiodiniaceae.